Messenger RNA from Thunnus maccoyii (southern bluefin tuna), 2092 nucleotides. It is a transcript of the gene gtpbp6, whose product is annotated as GTP binding protein 6 (putative). The transcript is spliced from 10 exons. The record is from RefSeq and is a predicted model, not a curated record. Gene Ontology annotation, cellular component: cytoplasm. Lineage: Eukaryota; Metazoa; Chordata; Actinopteri; Scombriformes; Scombridae. Bases 349 to 1962 code for a protein of 537 amino acids. Gene Ontology annotation, molecular function: GTP binding; ribosome binding.
UGCCUGGAAGACCAAACUCGGGGCGAAAAAAACUACACCUCUAAAUCUGAAGCUCACAACCCUGAUAGCGCAUGUGUUAUUAGAUAAUAUACCUUCUUUCAAACAGUUAGACUCUAUUUCUGAAUAUAUUUAUAGUUUGAAAUAAAGACAGUGGCAGCGUGAGAGUCUCAGGCUGGUUUGUGAUGCUUCAGUGAGCAAGAAGAAGAAGAAGAAGAAGACGUACACAGUGCUGGUGGGUGACCUGCAGGUUCUGUCACAUGUGAGACAGUUUAUACUGUCUGAUCAGAGGUGAGAGUGACAUCUAACUGCGGUCCCGAUGCCACCAGUAAGACAGCUUCCUGAAACAACAUGACAGCACUGAGGAGGAUUCACUCAUGGUUCCCCCUGCUGCAGCGACCCUGCACACACAGCGGGCAGAGAGCAGCCUCAACAACCUGCAGACCCCUCCUCACCUCUCACCAUGCAGCUGCAGUGAUAUACUGUCACCAACACUGGCUGAGAGCUGUCUCCACCCUGCAGUCCAGAGCCUUUGCACUCUCUACACGCACUUUCAAGAGCACAGAUGACCUCAAAGGUGGACAGCAGCACUUUGAUUCCACACUGGAGGAUGAUGAGGGUGAAGAUUUCAUCGAGGACAGCGAGGUGGAGGAGCUGUUCCAGCAGCAGGUUCCUACAGGCAUCGAGGGCCAUCACAGGGUCUUCAUCGUUCACCCUGAUGUCAAGUGGGGAAGCAGGAAGCAGUAUCUGACCACCGCUGAGCUGAUGAUGGCCGAGGCUGAAGGGCUUGUAAACACCUUAGAUAACUGGAGAGUGGUGGACAAGAUCAUCCUCUCGACCAAGACGCCAGAAAAGAAGAGGAUAUUUGGAAAAGGCAAUUUCCAGUCUCUCACAGAGAAAAUCAGGCGAACAGCAGGAAUCACAGCUGUUUUUGUCAAUGUGGAGCGUCUGUCCCCUUUGUCUGAGAGGGAGCUUGAGGAAGCCUGGGCGGUGAAAGUGUUUGACAGAUACUCUGUGGUCCUCCACAUCUUCCGCUGCAAUGCCAGAACUAAAGAGGCCAAGUUACAGAUCUCUCUGGCAGAGAUUCCCUUGUUAAGGUCUCGUCUGAAAAAUGAAAUCGCAAACUUGGAUCAGCAGGGUGGAGGGGCGAGAUACAUCGGAGGUUCAGGUGAGACGCUGAUGGAGGUCCAGCAGAGACUGUUGAAGGAGCGGGAGAUGAAGAUUCGCUCAGCGCUGGAGAAGCUGCGUAAAAAGAGGAAUCUGCUGCGAUCUCAGCGCAAACACAAGGAGUUCCCCAUCGUCUCUGUGCUGGGAUAUACAAACUGUGGAAAAACGACUCUGAUCAAAGCACUGACUGGUGACAGCGGUCUCCAGCCCAGAAACCAGCUCUUCGCCACCCUGGACGUCACCGUCCACGCCGGCCAGUUGCCCAGUCGCAUGACUGUGCUGUACGUGGACACCAUCGGCUUCCUGUCCCAGCUGCCCCACCAGCUCAUCGACUCCUUUUCUGCCACCCUGGAAGAUAUUAAACACUCUGAUCUGCUGAUUCAUGUCAGAGACAUCAGCCAUCCAGAGACGGUGAAUCAGAAGGUGAACGUACUCAGUGUUUUGAAGAACCUACAAAUCCCCGACAGGCUGAUGAGCUCCAUGAUUGAGGUCCACAAUAAAAUAGACCUUGUUGACAACUAUCAGUCUGCAGAGCCCAACACACUGCCCAUAUCUGCUUUGGAAGAGCGAGGCCUGGAUGUGCUGAAGAAAGCAGUGGAGGAAGAGAUCGUGAACUCUACAGGAAAACAAAUUCUGAAUCUCAAAGUAGACCUCAGCACUCCUCAGUUAAGUUGGCUGUACAAAGAGGCCGCCGUUCAGGACGUGCACGUGAAUGCAGAUGAGGGCUCGGCUGUUGUCAAGGUCAUCAUCAGCACGGCUGCUUAUGGACGCUACAAGAAACUGUUCACAGGCAGAUAACAACGCUGGGAGGAGAGAAAUCCUUUUCUGCUGCACGACAGCAGCCGUGGGACAGAUAGACUGCACCACAAUCGUUGUAAAAAAAAAGAUUGUAUGUAACAAAGAGUAUAUUAAAAUAUUAGAAAAUACA